AUGUUUGAAGAGAGCAGCAGCAAAUUAAGAAAGAGCGCAAAAGAGAUAAAAAGCAUGGAAACUUCAAAUGGAAAAAGCAUCCAAAAUAUGGACAAAGAGUGUACAGAUAUUAUCGAAGACGCCUUCAACCCAAUCAAAUGCACGGCUUGGCAGUCAAAGAAAAACUUGGUCGACCGGAUAGAAGAAGAUCAUCCGACGCACAAAAGCAUCGAGUACAAAAUCAUAGAAAAAAAAAACCAUCUUCCGCCCAUAGGAAAAGGCCUGCAAGAUAAAAACAGAGGAAAGUACAUUCUGCUGAACAGCAUAAAAAUAGAGUCAAUUUCCACGGGAAGCUCGCCGGACACACAGAGGGACCAGUUUUUCGAAGAGGUCCAGGCAUUUGCCAAGAAGCGCGGGAUAUCUUCUGCAGGGAAUCUCAUAUGCGCAAUUUCCAAGGACCAGGAGGGAAGCAGAUUUAUCCAGAAGAAGCUCGACACUGCAAGCGCAGAGGAGAUAGCAAUGACUUUCCAGGAGAUAUGCCCGUGGAUUGGCGAUCUGAUUGUUGAUUUAUUUGGAAACUAUGUGGUGCAGAAGUUCUUGGAGAUAGGAACAGGUGAGCAGCGGGGAAAGAUCUUCCAGGCGAUGGAGGGCUCGGUUAUUUCGCUGGCUCUGCACAUGUACGGGUGCCGGGUGAUACAGAAAGCGCUGGAGUGCAAGGAUAUAAAUAGAAAGAUUGUAGAAAAGAUAAAGGGGCACGUGAUUGACCUCGUGUGCGACCAGAAUGGAAACCACGUAGUGCAGAAGUGCGUUGAGUGUGUGGACUCUGACUUUGUGAUCAAAGAGUUUGAAGAAGACGCAGUGUCUCUCAGCCGGCACCGGUACGGGUGCAGAGUCAUCCAGAGAAUAUUUGAGAACAGCACAAAGUGUGCAAGCGCAGUGGAUAAGAUAAUCAACAACGCAAAGCUUUUGGUAGAGGACCAGUACGGGAACUACGUAAUCCAGCACAUUCUGGAGAAGGGGACGCAUGCACACAAAAGGAAAAUAAUCUCAGACUUAUCGGACAACAUUGCAGAGUACAGCACGCACAAGUUUGCAUCGAAUGUGAUGGAGAAGUGCGUGGUGUGCGGGACGCCAGAGGACAGGAAGCACAUGCUAAGACAGCUGAGAUCGGCAGUGGGGGCCUCGGGGGAGGACAUUCUCAUAUACAUAACAAUGGACAAGUUUGGAAACUAUGUCAUACAGAGACUUCUUGACGUUUUAACCGGGGCUGAUAAGGAAAUCCUUAUCUCGCACCUUAAGAUGAACAUGUCAGAUCUAAAGAAAAGCUCUUAUGCCAAAUGCAUUGUAUCGAAGAUUGCGCUUUUAGAGGCUAAAAAGGAAUAA
Nematocida minor is the source of this 1362-nucleotide messenger RNA. RefSeq names its product pumilio RNA-binding family. Gene Ontology annotation, cellular component: cytoplasm. Gene Ontology annotation, biological process: post-transcriptional regulation of gene expression. Gene Ontology annotation, molecular function: mRNA binding. The coding region runs from base 1 to 1362 and encodes 453 amino acids. NCBI's taxonomy places the organism in Eukaryota, Fungi, Microsporidia. The record is from RefSeq and is a predicted model, not a curated record. The transcript has a single exon.